Molecule: messenger RNA, 2428 nt
Organism: Peromyscus leucopus (white-footed mouse)
Lineage: Eukaryota; Metazoa; Chordata; Mammalia; Rodentia; Cricetidae
Gene: Plcz1
Product: phospholipase C zeta 1
Exons: 14
Coding region: 436-2376 (646 amino acids)
Biological process (GO): intracellular signal transduction; lipid metabolic process; positive regulation of cytosolic calcium ion concentration involved in egg activation
Cellular component (GO): nucleus
Molecular function (GO): calcium ion binding; phosphatidylinositol-4,5-bisphosphate phospholipase C activity
Source: RefSeq, a predicted model, not a curated record
UUGCAGCAGAAGCAGAGCUUCUGAAAUGAAUGGUGUUCACAGGGUGAGAAAGCGAUCCAUGCCCAUUCAAGGUGUUAAUCAUUUAAGCCUUAGAUCAGUAUGUCCGCGCAUGAAGAUGGGCAGUCAGACAAGCUCUGUAUCUCCUGGUGAAGUCACAGAGAAGCAUGGAACUUGGAAUGAUGUCACAAUGAGUGCUCAGAACCAAAGAAGAAAAUGAUAGUCACCCUGACGCUGUGGUGCCCGGCCCACCAGCUCUACCAAUUGUGAAGGUUUUAAGAACUUGCUUCCUGAUGAGUCUUCUCUGAAAGUGAAAAGCUGCAGCAGUAAGAACACCUGAUGACUAUCACAAAGAGGGAGAGUUACUUCUAAGACUAAGGACACCACCUUAGGCGGAGAGACCUCUAUGGGAGGACACGUGGCACAGAUCAUGAAAACAUGGAAACUCGAUAUCAUGAGUAUGCAGAAGCAAAAUGGUUUUUGUCAAAUAUUCAGGAUGAAUUUAGAGGUGGAAAAAUCAGCGUUGAAAAUACUUACAAACUGCUUGAAAAACUUAAUAUUCCAUGCAGCUUUUCUCAUGUGAAGAAUGUUUUUAAGGAAAAUGACAUACAGAGACAAGGGAAAAUCACCAUAGAAGAGUUUAGAGCCAUUUAUCGGUGUAUCGCCCACAGAGAAGAAAUUAUUGAGAUUUUCAACACGUAUUCUGAAAACCGGAAAAUUCUUUCUGAAAAAAGUCUGACUGAAUUUUUAACUCGAGAGCAGUAUGAACUGGAGUUAAAUUACUCCAUUUCAACCGAGAUCAUCCAAAAGUAUGAGCCCAUUGACGAAGUGAAGAAUAAAGGGCAGAUGUCCUUUGAAGGUUUUGCAAGAUAUAUGUCUUCACCAGAAUGUCUGCUAUUUAAAGAAAAGUGUAAAACAGUCUAUCAAGAUAUGAAUCAGCCGUUAAAUAAUUAUUUUAUUUCAUCUUCUCACAACACAUAUUUGAUAUCUGAUCAAUUAGUGGGAUCAAGUGACAUUUGGGGAUAUGUAAGUGCUCUUGUGAAAGGCUGCCGCUGUCUAGAAAUUGACUGCUGGGAUGGGGCACAAAAUGAACCUAUUGUGUACCACGGUUACACGUUGACCAGCAAGCUUCUCUUCAAAACUGUUAUCCAAGCAAUAAACAAGUACGCCUUCAUGUCAUCUGAGUAUCCAGUGGUGCUGUCCUUGGAGAACCACUGCUCCCCUGGCCAGCAGGAAGUGAUGGCUGACAUUCUGCAGAGUACCUUUGGAGACUUCCUGCUCUCCGAUAUGCUUGAUGAGUUUCCAGAUAGACUACCGUCUCCAGAGGCACUAAAAUUCAAAAUAUUAGUGAAAAAUAAAAAAAUAGGAACCUUAUUGGAAACCCGUGAGAGGAAGGGGACUAAAAAACAGGGCCAGGUGUUAGAGUUAGAAGAAGAGAUAUAUGAAGAUGAUGAUGGUGAAUUAAUAAGUGGACCAGAAACACAAGAUAUCUUUUUCUCACGGCUCCAGAAGGCAAAGGACAUAAGUCUCUCAAAGCUGACCGGAGGAGUACUUGCCACCAAAAAGAGCAGGAAGCUAAGAAUAGCUCUGGCCUUAUCUGAUCUUGUCAUUUAUACUAAAGCCGAGAAGUUCCGGAGCUUACAACAUUCAAGACUCUAUCAGCAAUUUAAUGAGAAUAAUUCUAUUGGGGAGUCUCGAGCUCGAAAACUUUCCAAAUUGAGAGCACAUGAAUUCAUUUUCCACACCAGGACAUUCAUUACCAGAGUUUACCCAAAACUUAUGAGAGCAGACUCUUCUAAUUUUAACCCUCAAGAGUUUUGGAAUGUAGGCUGUCAGAUGGUGGCCUUGAAUUUCCAAACCCCUGGACUGCCUAUGGAUUUGCAGAAUGGGAAAUUUUUGGAUAAUGGAGGCUCUGGAUACAUUUUGAAGCCAGACUUUCUAAGAGAUGCAACCCUGAGCUUUAACCCAAAUGAAACAACAGGAAAUGGCCGCCCAAUUACCCUCACAAUUCGACUCAUCAGUGGGAUCCAGUUGCCUGUCAGCUUGUUCCCUGGCAAAGACGACACAUUAGUGAUUGUGGAGGUGUACGGUGUUCCAAAUGACCACAUAAAACACCAGACUCGUGUUGUUAAGAAAAACGCUUUUAGUCCGAGGUGGAAUGAAACGUUUACAUUUGUUAUUCAAGUGCCAGAACUAGCACUGAUACGUUUUGUUGUUGAAAAUCAAGGCUUUAUAACAGGAAAUGAAUUUCUUGGGCAGUACACUUUACCAGUUCUUUGCAUGAACAAAGGUUAUCGUCGUGUUCCUCUGUUUUCUAAAGCAGGUGCAAACCUUGAGCCUUCUUCACUGUUCAUUUACGUUUGGUACAUCAGAGAGUGACUAAAUGUGCCUGACAUGUUAGCUACACAUCACAAUAAACAGUCCAAAGGAA